Molecule: messenger RNA, 579 nt
Organism: Paramuricea clavata
Lineage: Eukaryota; Metazoa; Cnidaria; Anthozoa; Malacalcyonacea; Plexauridae
Source: the annotation of a GenBank genome assembly
AUGAGCACGAAACUUGGAAUCGACCUGUUGUCUCCUUUAGAAAAGAGUUACCUUGAAGCGCUCGCUGAAUCAUACCACAAUGCCAAGAGCUGGGAGACUCGAAGGCAAAUAUUGUCCAUCAUGUCUGGCGUAGCUAACUAUAACCACAUUGUUAAAUUUAUACCCGGUUUAACCAGGUACCGUUAUUCGGUAGCUAACUUGCACCGCCUCCAGUUUGGUCGAGGAGCACCAGUAGAACACCAACCUUUGACUCGUAUUAAAGUAGACAUCAAGCAGCUUGAUCACUUUCUUGGUUUCAUCACCAGCCCCCAUUUAAUCCAAGAUCUUCCUUUUGGCAAUAACAAGUUAAAGCUUUCGAAUGGUCAGACAAUGGAGGUACCCAAUGUCAUCCGCACUCUCAUUCCAGAACGAAUAGCUCGGCAAUAUACUCAGUAUUGUGAAGACACUGGGUUCACUCCAUUCAGUAAAAGCACAAUGCUGAGAGUUUUAUCUGAAUGUAGUGCCACAGUAAGGAAGUCGCUACAAGGUCUAGACUACUACGCAGCGGAAGGAGCACAAGCCUUUGACAACUUGAUCUAG